Molecule: messenger RNA, 689 nt
Organism: Phialemonium atrogriseum
Lineage: Eukaryota; Fungi; Ascomycota; Sordariomycetes; Cephalothecales; Cephalothecaceae
Product: mitochondrial large subunit ribosomal protein-domain-containing protein
Exons: 2
Coding region: 98-589 (163 amino acids)
Biological process (GO): translation
Cellular component (GO): ribosome; mitochondrial large ribosomal subunit
Molecular function (GO): structural constituent of ribosome
Source: RefSeq, a predicted model, not a curated record
GGGUCUUGAUCUAGCGACUUGGUCUCUCCCUAGUCGCAGUCCAAUUGACAACACCCGUGCUCGACCAAGCAGGCCCCCGAGACCUCGGACAGCCCCAAUGCUUCGCCCAAGCUUCCUCCUUCGGGCCACGGCACCCACCCGGCGCCUCCUACCCCCCCGCCUCGCCUCUCCCCGACUCCUAACCACCGCCUCCCCGGCGCAACCCACAGACGCCGCCCCUUCCCCGGCUCCCACACGGACAGUCACAGAGCCAUUCACAUCUACAACAACUACAACUACAGCAACAGCAACACCAGCAGCAGCAGCAACAACAACAACAACAACAGCCCCCGUCAGCCGCCCCUACUUCGUCUCCCGCACCCCAUCCAAGAACCUCCCCGUCUACCAGGACGCCAAGCGCGGUGGCAACCUGAAGAUGACGUACCUCAAGAAGGUCGAGGGCGACGCCCAGGCUCUGAAGCAGAACCUGGCCGAGCAGCUGUCCCUGCGGCCGGACCAGAUCCGCCUGAACCCCGUGACGGGCCACAUCCAGAUAUCCGGCCAUUUCAAGGACAAGGUCGCAACGUAUCUAACGGAGCAGGGGUUUUGAUUGAGGCAACGUUGGCCGGGGGGGGAAGAGGGGGGAGGGAGAGUGGGAAAGCGUCGAAUCGCUGGGACGUACCGUCGGCGAGGUUCUGUUCUGGCGCGGG